AUGAAUUCUAUUCAGAAACUCAACCUCGAAUUCUGGGAGGAGAAUCGUGAAAAACGCUCCCUAUGGCCCAUUGCAUACCUACUCGGAGCAACGGACCUGGUUCCACUCCCUAGAACUCGGCAGGAUGCACUCUCAAAAUGUCUAGUCAAUGGGCAUGCAAAAUAUUUGCCCGACAAUUCAGCCAUUGUUCUUGAUGCCCUUCUUGACGGCAAUGGCCGAAAUGAUCAGGUGUCAUGCUGGGUCCCUGAUGAUUGGGAUCAAGUGCUUUCCAGCAAUGCCAUCCGCACGCGUGUUCAAAAGUAUCUCAGUCAUACCAUGACAACAUCAAAUGCGCCAAUCACUCUCGCAAACGCCAUCAAUCUAUUCGAAGGCAUGACCACCCAACCUUCCACGUCAUCCAAUGUUACUACUCAGUCUGAGCUAUCAUCGGUCAAUAGGGCCUCAGCGAGGCUAGCCAGCAAAACUGCUGGGGCCAAGCAGGGUUUUGGCCUACAAGUUGAAGUGCCCCUUCAUACCCUGGACCCUUCUAAACCAACAGUCCUCCAUGUCUUGGACAUCCUUGAUGACUGGACUGCUGAACAGUCGCUGGCGAAGAUCACAUCUGAGAUGGGCAUCAACCCUGAGAACCACCAAAUCGCGUAUAAAACAUCCAAAAUGAAGGUAAAGGACAAUGCUAUUAUAAUUGACUGUGCAGAGACUCUUGCAGCUGGACUGGAAGUUCAACGCCAAAUUCAAUCCCGUGCUCAUGAGCAAAAGCGCAUGAAAAUAUUCAAUCUCUCUGCUGUUGAGAAGACUACUAGUAAGGCGAAAGGCAAAAAACCUUCCACUCGAUCCGAUGCUAGCCCACCUUCAAACUUGCGCAAAGAAACCUUCAAACAACUGAUCAAAUCCACUUGGUGCAAUAGACACUCGCGACAGUGCUAUCCUCACCCAAAGGCAGAUUGGGAGCAUCUAUUUUUGUCGAACGAGGUCAUGGAUCUGUGGGCCAAUCACCUGAGUCAAGGUACAGUGGGUGUAACAUUGGAGAGGCCACCUCAACAUAAAGUGUUUGAUGUAUGCAAUGUAAAACGUCAAAAACGCUCUCGGUCUCUAUCACCUCUCCGCUCCAUCAAACGCCCCAAGAUCUCUCAGUCCCCAGAUAUUGAACGAUCUGGCAACGCGAUGCUGACAAAGCGCCCUCUGUCUAUGUCCCCUCUUCACAGCUCCAAACAUCCCAAGAUUACUGAGUCACUGCUCAUCACUGACCCGAUCGCGGAGCCUGGCACUUCCAAGACCACCAAGUCUGUGCAUGUCAACACAUUGGCCAACGCAACUGCAGGACCCAGCUCUCUGAACCAUGCCCCAAACCCAAUCACGAAACCUGGGACUUUCAAGAUCACCAAGCCCAUGCAUGUCAACCCAUUGACCUCAGGACCGAGCACCCCGAAGUGUGCCCCACUUAUCGACUUAACCCUAUCCUCGUCAUCACCCAUUGCUGCAUCGCCUUCGCACAUCCGUUACCAACGUCAAGUCAAACGCAAGUAUCAUUCAGCAACAGUUGUCGACAUCCCAUCGUCACCAUGCAGGCAGCUUUCGCGCAAACGGAUCAACUCCCCACCCAUCACUUACCUCCUUGUACCCGACUCUGGGAGUGAGGAUGACAUUGGUUUUGAUGUUAAACAGGGUCACACUGAGGUGGAGCCUGGUCUGGUGGAGCUCAGUAGCGAUGAUGAGCUUGUUGAUGCCAUCGAUGAAGCCUGA
This is a messenger RNA of Cantharellus anzutake, 1740 nucleotides long. RefSeq lists its product as uncharacterized. The record is from RefSeq and is a predicted model, not a curated record. The coding region runs from base 1 to 1740 and encodes 579 amino acids. The transcript is spliced from 5 exons. Lineage: Eukaryota; Fungi; Basidiomycota; Agaricomycetes; Cantharellales; Hydnaceae.